Aspergillus saccharolyticus JOP 1030-1 is the source of this 1728-nucleotide messenger RNA. Its product is annotated as glutamine synthetase family protein. The coding region runs from base 209 to 1666 and encodes 485 amino acids. The transcript is spliced from 5 exons. NCBI's taxonomy places the organism in Eukaryota, Fungi, Ascomycota, Eurotiomycetes, Eurotiales, Aspergillaceae. The record is from RefSeq and is a predicted model, not a curated record. Gene Ontology annotation, molecular function: glutamine synthetase activity.
CGAGUGUGAGUAUUGCCAAAGCAGUGUUUUGGUUGGAGUCCACCCAAUGCGGGGCUCUGCCGCGCGAUGCAGCUUCUGUGGAGCUUUCGUACGAUGCUGUCGCAAUUAUUGCGACCGUCCUUUGGGUCACGACUUCCUUAAAGUCCUUGUCUCGCCAUUCCUUCCCCUGCCCAGAUACUUCCCACACUUUUGCGAAUCACCAUAAAACAUGACUGUCAGAAUGGCUUCCGCCAGUAUUACCGCCGAAGACCUCCCCAAUAUUCUCGCCAAUGACAUCAAAGUCAAGGUCGCUGGCAUUGACUGCGAUGGCAUUCUGCGGGGCAAGGUCAUGUCCAAGGAGAAGUUCCUGGGCAUUGCGCAGAAGGGAUUCGGCUUCAGCUCUGCGGUGUUCGGGUGGGACAUGCAAGAUGUACUCUACACGACAGAUGCGAAAAUCGCGCCUGCUGACUCGGGCUACGUCGACUUCAUCGCGAUCCCAGAUCUGAACUCCUUCAGGCGCAUACCGUGGGAGGACAACAUCCCUUUCUUCCUCGUGCGCUUCGCUCAGAAUGAGAAGCCUGUAUGUGCCGACGGCCGGAGCAUGCUCAAGUCGAUAUGCGACAAGCUUGCAGCGGAAAACUGUCAGGGAAUGGCUGGAGUUGAGCUAGAAUUUAUGAACUUUCAGACUCCCUCUGAAGACGGAUACGGCGGGAACGGGUCGCAAACUCGCGACAUCGCUGCCUUCCUCGACAAGAAUGCUCCCGGGGCGCUGCGCCCUCUAACGCAGGGUAGCUUCUCCUACAGUGCAACCAGACCCGUUGCUUACAAGAAGUACUUUUACGAUAUCUUCGACACCAGUGCACAAUUCAAUUGUGGUAUUGAGGGCUGGCACACGGAAGGUGGGCCAGGUGUCUAUGAAGCAGCGCUGAAAGUGUCGCCUGUAAGCGAAAUGGCAGACAAAGUGUCUCUAUUCAAACUACUCGCCAAAUCAGUCGGUCUCGAACACGGCAUCACUCCGUGCUUCAUGGCCAAGCCAAUGCAAGGUCAACCCGGUAGCUCCGGCCACAUUCAUAUCUCUCUAUGUGAUCUGGAGGGAAACAAUCUCUUCGCGCGCGAGACACUCGACCAGAACGCCCCCUGGGCCGAUGCAGCUGGACUGUCGGACCUGGGACGUCAAUUCCUGGCAGGGCUGUUGGAAGCACUUCCCGAUAUCAUGCCUCUGUUCGCGCCAACAAUCAAUUCAUACAAGCGGCUGGUGGAGAACUUCUGGGCUCCUGUGAACAUCAGCUGGGGCUUGGAGGACCGGAUGGCGUCGAUUCGCAUCAUCACACCGCCCGUGUGCAAGCCCGGAGCGACCCGAUUUGAGGUGCGCAUCCCGGGCGCAGACUUGCAUCCGCACUAUGCGCUCGCGGUGAUCCUGGCUGCCGGCUGGAGGGGCGUACAGAAGAAGCUGGAGAUCCGGGUUCCCCCUGUAACGGCGAUGAAGGCGGAAAACCAGCGGCCCGAGCUGCUUCCCAACACGCUGGAGGAGGCGCUGCGACGGUUCAAUGCACCAAACAGCAUCGCGCGGGAGAUCUUGGAGCCAGAGUUUGUGGACUUUUUUACUGCCACGAGAGAGCAUGAAUUGCGUGUAUGGAGGGAGGCAGUCACGGACUGGGAGUUCAAGCGGUACAUCGAGACGGUCUGAUUUGUGCACAAAAAGACACUGUAGAUUAUGAGAGAACAUGAGAGAUGAACCACAACACCAAU